This is a messenger RNA of Argiope bruennichi, 4699 nucleotides long. RefSeq names its product heat shock factor protein-like. Lineage: Eukaryota; Metazoa; Arthropoda; Arachnida; Araneae; Araneidae. The record is from RefSeq and is a predicted model, not a curated record. The transcript has 10 exons. Gene Ontology annotation, molecular function: sequence-specific DNA binding; DNA-binding transcription factor activity. The coding region runs from base 213 to 1781 and encodes 522 amino acids. Gene Ontology annotation, biological process: regulation of DNA-templated transcription.
GAGAGCAAAUUCAGUGUGUUAUCAAACUUCAGCUACGUCAGACACUUCUAUUAGAAAGUCCGAUGUGAAUUAGAAGCUUUCGAUUGAUAUUUGUUUUGUGAUCAUAUGUGAAUAAAAACUGUGAUAUACCGCAAAAAAUAUAAUUUAAUGGUUCUGUGGAACGUGUAUAAAUUAAAGAAGUAUAGUUUUGAAAGUUUUUGGUGAACUUAAUCAUGCGCACAAUUGAAUAUGGGACAACUACACACGUACCGGCAUUUUUGACAAAACUUUGGAAAUUAGUCACUGAUGUGGCGUGUGACGAUCUAAUUUCUUGGAGUUUAGGUGGUACUAGCUUCAUUAUUUAUGACGAAAUACGUUUUUCAAAAGAGUUACUACCUAUGUAUUUUAAGCACAACAAUAUGGCAAGUUUCGUCCGUCAGUUAAAUAUGUAUGGUUUUAGAAAACUCAGUUGCAUAGACCAAGGAGGAAUGCAUUGCUACAAGAAUGAAAUUGAAUUUUAUCAUCAGUAUUUCAUAAAGGGACAGGAAUCUCUACUUGAGUUAAUCAAAAGAAAGAUUCCUAACAGUAAAUCAGAGGAACCCAAAGUUAAACAGGAAUAUAUAGAUGAACUACUCUCUAACCUCCAAACACUUAAAGGGAAGCAGGACAGUGCUGAGCAGAACAUGGAGAUUCUCAUGAGAGAAAAUAAGAUGUUGUGGAGGCACGUCACUGCACUAGCAGACAGAUACACCCAACAACAAACUGUGAUACAACAGCUUCUUCCCUUUUUCAUGAAUAUUGUCCGUACAAGGCGAGAAAUGACAUUAAAAAGGAAGCCUUCCCUAAUGAUUGAUGAAGGGGAAACGACGCACAACAAAAUUGCACGAUUGUCCCCACAGUAUUUUGUGCAUGAAGAUCAAGACUCCAACCAAGGUAAGCCCAUGUCUCCAGGUAAUGUUUCGAAUAGAGGACCUGUUAUACAUGAUGUUACUGAGAUGGAAAAUAGCAAGAUGUAUCCUGCCACCAUUUUAUGUCCUUCAAACUCUACCACGACUAAAGAGUGUGAGGCGAUUGUCGAUAGUCCUUUGUCUAAUAGCUUAGAAAGCUCAGAACAAACGAUCGACAGUCAAUUCACGGAAGCUGGCUCGAUGGAGACGAUUAAUAUUUUAAACCAAAACUUUGAGAGGCGCAGUCGAAGCAAUUCUUACAGUCCACCAAUGGAAAUGAAGCAUUCUCCACCAUCUGCUUCAGCUUCAUCCAUGAGACGCAGCUCACCACCUGCAAUGUCAAGCUAUGCAUCAACUUCAGCUUCGAGUAGUAGCCUUUCCCCAACGAUUAUCAUUGAUGAAGCCACUUCAGAUGUUCCUCUUCCCGAAAACAUCAUGAGGAGCCCUUUUGCCCCCAAAAUCGAAGAGGUUUGCUCAGAAAGUGGUCUCUACAGCAUGAAUUCCAUGAUGAACGAUAAAGUUCCACCCGUCAUUAACGAAGAAACAAUUUCCAUCUUAUCGGAGAGUACAUCGCCCCUUAUGAAUGGAAGUCCAUCACCCCUUAUGAAUGGAAGUCCAUCAAUGAACAAUGGGAACAAAUAUAUUCCCAGUCCAUCCUUUGCCUCUCACUUGCAGAAUGUAAAAAGUGAUAUGCCAGAAAUUAACUGGAUGAUGAAUCAACCAGCGCCUUCAUAUGCACCAGAACAGACUAUUGAAAGCUGGCUUGGGCAAUUUAUGAAACCAGACACUGCAACUCCUUCUUGUAGCAUGUCUCAGCCACAGGGACCACCAGUUGGAAAUGUGAGUUUUGUAUAAUGCCAUUCAGCAAUGCGUAGAGUGGAGUUUUGCCAGUAAAUGGUACCUGAAUGCCCCAAUGAACUAAAUGUAUGAUAUGGACUAACUAAAAUGGCUCUGGGUUUUGUUUGACUUUUUUUGUCUGUAAAAGAGAUGGUUGUAGAUUGUAUUUCACACUGUGCAUAGGAUAUUGUAGUAGUGUUUAAAAUACUAUAGUUUAGUUAUUUUUUCACAAUGUGGAAGACAUUAAUCAGAUAAUUGAAACUUUCUUACUAUUGUUAAUUUUGCUACAAUAUGCUUUAUCGAAUCAUUUAAAAUUUCUUAAAUUCUUGAUUUGAAAACCACUUUGGAUCAUCUAUAUGAAUAGAUUGUCAAUGAAAUACAAAAUUGUAAUUUUUUUUAAUGAAAAGAGCUUAGCUGUAUUUCUAAGGGUGGGUUAGGUUAUGUGUUCUGUGUGAUCAUUGGGAUGGCUACAUAUUUGAAAGUAGUUCACCUCUUUGAGUCAUGUUCAUUAUGCUGAAUAUUAGUAUUUCUGUAAGGUAGUGGAGUUCUUAUGGAAAUAUAUUUUCAUCUGUAUCAGAUGAUGAAUAUUUUUUUUUUUUUGUCCACUUGAUUUAUGUGUAUUUACAUAAUUUCCAACAUCAAAAAAUUUUAAAUUUAACAUCACAGGAAAUUUAGCAUCUAUCCUGUUUCAGAACAUCAAGACAGACUUUCAUUUAACUUAUGUGCAAAAUGCAAAUAAAUUGUUGCCAUCUAUAUAAUUGAAUAGGAUAAUAUAUUUUCCUUUUAUAUGAUGUAGUGUUAUUUAAAUUUUGUUGAAUUAGGGCUCUGGUUUAGAAGGGCUCUUUCAUUUUUAAAUAACUAGGCUUUCACCAGAUUAGCCCUUAAUAACUAAAUAGUGGUUAAUAAUUAUUUUUGUUUAAAUAUUUUGCACAUAGAUUAUUUGAAUACUUGUUGUUCUAUAUGUUUGAAGAUAUUUGUAAAUAUAUUCUAUUUAGUGCUCAAUUAUACAUUAUUGUAUUAGUCUCUUUUUUUAUGUGUUUCUAAAAUAAUGACUUUGUGUUCUCUGUAUUUCAAAUGGAAUUAAUUGAAUUUAAUUACUGUAAAAAUUCAAAUCAUUUCGAAGUGUGAAUAAUGUUAAAAUAUAAAUAUUUUUUUUAACUGAAAAUAGGUACAAUAUAUUUCAAUUAAUAUUGUAAAGUAUUUUGUGGGAUAGACACCUUGUACAGUUACUAAGCACAAUUUGUUUUUCUUUUAAAUUAUUUUUAUUUUUGCAAUAUUUUUCAAUUAAUUUUAUUUAAAAUUUAAUUUUUAGUAAUUAAUAGAUGACAACUUGCCAAUUUUCAGUUCCUAUGAAGAAAUUUAAUUCUGUAAAUUAAUUCCUAGUUCCAUUUGUAUUAUAGAUCCUGCUGUUAGGUGAUGGUAUUCUCAAAAUGUAUGAUGUUGAUGUCCGUUUAUAAAUGAAAUAUCGAAACAUUAAUUAAUUUAUUAAUGUUGGAUAUGAUACAUAAUGUAAAUAAUGUCAUUAAUAUCUGGGAGAAGGAAUGUUUCUAAAUACAUUUUUUUUAUAUUGGCAAAAAAAUUGUAAUUAAAUGUAUUACAUAAUUAAUUACAUUAUUGUGGCACAUAGACAGAAUUUAUCCGUAUGUUCUAAAUUACUACAUGCAAAGUUAAUACUUCUGCCUUAUUUAUUCACUAAUUAUUUCUAUUUGCUCAUCAAUUCAUUCUCGUGUCUUUAAAUUAUAUUAUAAUUAUAACAGCCUAUAAAAUUAGGCUUAUUUUCACACUUCUAUUUUUCAGCAAAUAUUUGAAUUUUAAUGAGUAGACUGUCAAUUAUCUUGUCUGCUUUUUUUAAAUGAAAAAUAAUUUAUUAUUCCAUACUAUUUCAAAUUAAUAAAAAAAGGAAGGGAUAAGUAGCAAAUAUCUACCAAUAAUUUUCCAAAGUUUAGCAAUUUUUGCUAUUUUAUCUUAGACUUUUGUUUUUUUAUAAUCAUAUUAACAAUUUACUUCUAUAAUAAUUAUCAGUAAUUGAUAAUUAUUAUAGAAGUCCUUUCCUAUUAUAGUAUCUUAGACCUUUGUUUUUUUGUAAUCAUAUUAACAAUUUACUUCUAUAAUAAUUAUCAGUAAUUGAUAAAAGUAAAUUUAGUUACUUUUUUGUAACAAUUAAUCUACAUUUUAUGUUAAUAUUUUGUUUAUUUUAUACAUAACUAGGUAUAUGAUUUUGUGUUCCCUGCAGUUGGUUAUGUUUUACAAAAUUACUCUUAAAGUGUGUACAGUAUUUUUAUUUUUGGAUAACUUCUGAAAUAAAAUUUUUAAAUUUUCAAAUGCUAUUGAUAUCACACCUUUAAAGUAUUCAGUUGUAAUAGAAGGUCAGAAAUAUAAAUUAGGCAAGGAUGAUUUAUAGAACUCUGACCUGUUCUUAAAUGGAUAAAAGACAGUCUAUUGUAAAUUUAAUUAAAAUAUUGAACAUUUUCUCCCAGUUAGAUAUAAUGAAAAUUAGUGUUUCUUUGUAUGUUGCAUGAUUGUACCAGUUAUACUUUUCAUCAUUUUUUUGAUCUUGUAUUUGAAUUCUAUUUUUGAAAAAAUAUGCCUAUUUAAGCAAAACUUAUCAAUUAUCUGAAGUAAUUUUUCUGAUGCAUGUCGAGAAUUUAUUAAAUAAGCAUGUAAGAUAGGUGAAUUUAGUAAACUUGAAAUGUUUAUAGUUGGUGGAGCCAUCUUUUAUUUUUACUUGUAAACAGUUAUAUAUACAGCGCAGGAAAAACUCAACAUUAUUUUUGUAACAAUGUUGUACAAAAUAAGUUAUCACUGGAACUAUGUGUCAUAAAGUUUUAUGUAAUGCUCAAUGUUAACUCAUUUACGUACUUUUUUUUGUCCUGUAUCAGGAUAAUUCAUUAUGUAUUCGUUCUCAAAUUUAAAAAAUAAAGUGCCUUGGACUUCCA